AAUAUUGGUUUUCUUUCUUUGUCAAUCUUUAUCGUUUUGAAUUUCCAUUAAAAGCGAUAGUUUAGUGCAUCGAAUGGCUCUUGUGGUAUCAGACGGUGGGACCCAUGAAACCAAUGGUCAGGAUUGUUUCGACGUUUUACACGCUGCAUCGGAUGAUAUCACAAUUGUUAUAAAAUGAAAAAACAAACAACCUCUAACAAACCCCAGCUUUGUAUUUUCGCCUCGUCACUUUUUCGAAUAUAUAUAUUCGCCACACCCGACGCUCUUUCUCUCUCACUCAUGGAGGAAUCGCGGAAGACCCAUGACUUUGUUCGAACCGAGGCGUCCACGGAGAAGACGGAGGAUAUGGACGAUGACAUUCUGGCUUGGAUUUCGUUGGAAGAUGAGACAGUAGGCGAACUCAUGAUGCUUCUGGAUGACGAGGAGAAAAGCCGUCCGGUGGAGGAGAAAGUGAAGUUCAUCGAGGAUCCGUACUCAUCGGCGGUGGUUUUUCAAUCGUCUUCCUCGUACGUGACUAUCAACGGAAACGAAGAGAGUUGCGGUUCAUCUUUCUCUGAAUCGGACUCGUCGAUGAUGGCGAGCGUGGACAUGAACGGAGCGAGGAUUAAAGUGAUGGAAAUCGAUUGUGAAACUGUCGAUAAAUGGAAGAUGUGGAGCGAGGAGAGGUUGAUGAAGGAGGAAGAGGAAGUGUCGGGUGUAUCGGAGGGAAUCAUGAGUUGGGAUGAAGAUGAUUUAGCGAGGUUCAUCGGCGACGAAGAAUAGAUGUUCUGAAACAGUGGAUGACAAAACGGAAAUGGUUAGGGUUAGGGUUAGGGGUUUUGAAGAAGUAGAAGAAGAAGAAGAAGAAGAAAGAGGUAAGGAUGGAGAUGUAAUUUUGGGGGUUAACAUUGUUAAUAGAGAGAAUAUACACAGAGUUAGUAAGAUGAUAGAAAUUUGAAUGGAAAUGAAAAACUACUUGUCGUUUUCCUAUUUUCUUCCUUUUCUAUUUCCUACAAAUCCCAUUGUUCGAUUUGUCG
This is a messenger RNA of Cucumis sativus (cucumber), 1016 nucleotides long. RefSeq lists its product as uncharacterized. NCBI's taxonomy places the organism in Eukaryota, Viridiplantae, Streptophyta, Magnoliopsida, Cucurbitales, Cucurbitaceae. The coding region runs from base 175 to 762 and encodes 195 amino acids. The transcript has a single exon. The record is from RefSeq and is a predicted model, not a curated record.